AUGGAGAGAUGGCUUAAAAAAGGAACUCUGAAACGUUCCUUUCCAGAACCUGAAUAUUUUGCGGUGAACUCAAGUCAUUAUGAUAAUCAUAGUAAUAAUGAGAAUGAUACAAAUGAAAUCACCCCAAAAGAUUUUAGGAAAUGCGUUAUUUGCAGCAAAGUUCUCCCAAAUAGCUCAAUGGCUCCAGCUAAAAUGCGUCGUCAUUUAGAAUCUGUUCACGGUGAACUUAAAGAAAAAAAUGUAGAAUUCUUUAUUCGAAAGCGUGACGAACUACUAAAAUCAAUAAACUUUAGCUAUCGGAUAGCUCAACGCGGUGAAGCUUACACAAUUGCCGAAAGUCUUAUAAAACCUUGUGCUAUGGAGAUGAUAAAAUGUAUGUUAGAUGAAAAAUUGGCAACAGAAAUAUCUAAAAUCCCACUAUCAAAUAACACGGUAGCUAAUCGUAUCAAUGAUUUAGCAGCCGAUAUACAGAAUGAACUUAUUUUUCGUCUCAAAUCGUGCAAAUUUGCAUUACAAAUGGAUGAGUCUACCGAUGUAGCUGGGCUUGCAAUAUUAAUUGUCAUUGUUAGGUAUCAAUACGAAAGCACAUUAUUGGAAGAUCUUCUUUUAUGCAAAUCUCUACCAACACGUGCUACUGGAGUUGAAAUAUUUGAUCUUCUAAAUCCAUUUCUCGAAGGAAAUGAAAUACCAUGGGAAAACUGCGUUGAUAUCUGUACCGAUGGAGCAAAGGCUAUGAGUGGUACAAUUAAUGGAGCUGUACAGCGUAUUAAAAAUAUUGCCAAAAACUGUUCUAGUAGCCACUGUAUGAUACACAGACAGGCUCGCUGCAAAAAAGUUAUCUAUUAG
Molecule: messenger RNA, 846 nt
Organism: Rhopalosiphum padi (bird cherry-oat aphid)
Lineage: Eukaryota; Metazoa; Arthropoda; Insecta; Hemiptera; Aphididae
Product: zinc finger BED domain-containing protein 5-like
Exons: 3
Coding region: 1-846 (281 amino acids)
Source: RefSeq, a predicted model, not a curated record